AACUGAGAUGAGAUGAGAAACAUCCUGGCCAUGAGUGAAGAAAAGUCCCAAGUGAAGAUCAAGUUUAUUACUAAGGAGGACGAGUCUCUCGCAGUUUCUGAGGCCCCCUUGUAUGUGCCUAUCAGUUUAAAAAGAUACGGGCUUUCUGAAGUGGUGAACCAUUUAUUGGCAAAUGAUAGCGAGUCUGAGAACCCCAUCCCAUUCGACUUUUUGAUUGAUGGGAAGUUGUUAAGAACGUCGUUGGAAGACUAUUUGACGAAGAAUGCCUUGAGCAGUGAGACGUUCUUGACGUUGGAAUAUACCCGCGCAGUUUUGCCUCCUUCGUACUUGGCUUCCUUUAACAAUAAUGACUGGAUUUCCUCGUUGGAUACCAUCAACUUUAGUGGAAAGUCCAAGAUCUUGUCAGGUGCGUAUGACGGGGUGGUCAGAAUCUACAACAUGUCAGGAGUUAUCGAAAAGCAGUUUACAGGUCACUCUGGUUCCAUCAGGGCCGUUCAGUGGGUUUCUCCCACCAGAGUGGUGAGCUGUGGAAAUGACAGACAAAUAAGAUUGUGGAAGAACAAAGAAGCAGGUGAAAUUGACGACAAAGCCGACGAUGAAGACCCGGAAGAAGGUACUACCAUUGCUAUCUUAGAAGGUCACAAAGGUCCCGUGGUAUCAUUAGCAGUUGACAGUAAAAUCAACAGAAUCCUAUCUGCUGGAUAUGAUGGAGAAGUGGGGUUCUGGUCCACCAACCACAAAGAAAUGGACAAAAUUCAGCCCUUGGACUAUGAUGCCAAUGUGCUUUCGUCAUCUUCCAAAAAGAGAAGAAAAAUGGCCGUUCAAGACUCGACUUUAAGAAGAAGAUCUCCAUUGUCGAUGCUCCAAAGUCACAAACAGCCAGUGGAAGGCAUUACUUUCGAUUUGACCGACUCCACGGUGGCCUACUCGGUUUCCCAAGACCAUACCAUCAAGACGUGGGAUUUGGUGACGUCCAGGUGUAUUGAUACCAGAGCCACCGGAUUCUCGUUACUCUCGGUGUUGCAUUUACCUACAAAGAGCUUAUUGGUGACCGGGUCAUCUGCUCGUCAUAUCAACUUACACGAUCCCAGAGUCAAAGAAAAUGACACGGAAUUGUCAGUCAGCAAGCUCGUAGGCCAUACCAACUUUGUGGUGGGGUUGAGUGGUUGUCCAUAUAAUGAUAACAUGUUUGCAUCUGCUUCGCACGACGGGUUGGUCAAAGUGUGGGAUGUGAGGUCUGUCGACCCGUUGUACACCAUUACCAGAAACGAACCAAAUUCCAAUAGCAAGAUAUUUGACGUGCGUUGGGACAACGAGAUCGGAAUCAUCAGUGGGGGUCUGGACAAGAAGUUGCAGAUCAACAAGGGAUCCAAUCUCAUGAAGUAGCGAUUCAUAGACGUAUAUAUAAAGCAGUAACUAUUUUUUUGAGCACC
Yamadazyma tenuis ATCC 10573 is the source of this 1433-nucleotide messenger RNA. The record is from RefSeq and is a predicted model, not a curated record. NCBI's taxonomy places the organism in Eukaryota, Fungi, Ascomycota, Pichiomycetes, Serinales, Debaryomycetaceae.